AUGGACUGUAGGGAUGAUCAUGGCGAAGCCAAACAGACGUCGGAUGAGCCUUCUCGGAAGAGAGCUUAUUCACCUAGUGAAAAAGGCAAAGGGAAAAUGCUGGAUAUCAACGACGACAACUACAAACAGGCAAAACAGCAGCAAAAUCCUGAUGUAAGUGGUGUUCUGUGCCAGGAUGAUUCAGAAUCUUUGAUCAAAUCUUUCUUAUCAUUUAUACUGCAGCAGCAGCAGAUUGAAAGACCAUUUCCUGCUGUUAAUUCUAGUAUCAGCUCCUGCAGUAUGGCACCGCCUGAAUGUCAACGCACACUACAACUCUUUGAAGACAACCUUAAUCGUAAUGUUGUAACAGAAAGUUUUCAAGAGUUGGUUAAUGAUGGUGGCAGAGGACCUCUGCAUCAGUCUGAUGUAGCUACUGUCAGAGACGAGGUUGAUAUCCUGUUUGAAGAGUACUCCUCGUUACGAGAAUGGGUGCAAAGUACAAGUUACUACUGGUAUAUUGUAAGAUGUAGUUUAGUCCUAGAUGUGUGGACUGAGGAGAUGACAGGGCGAACCUAUCUAAAUGUAAUCGUCGAUUCUCCACUUGGGGUGGUUUAUCUGAAAUCAAUUGAUGUGAGUUUUGCUGUUAAUGAUGCUGAGGCGAUGCUGUCAGUUAUUGAUAGUAUUUUUUCAGAAUCAGAACUUGGUUUGAGGCCGGAGUAUGUGCUCCAAGUUAUAUCCUACACUGCGUCACCAUGGCUAGACACGGUUGGAGAAAGACUUCAGGAGAAAUACCCUUGGAUGUUCUGGUCCAUCAGCGCCACAUAUUGCGUGACUCUGAUGCUAGAGAGGGUAGCCUCGGCGAUAGCCUGGGUGAGGCAAACCAUCGAGCAAGCCAAGAUGGUUACAAGGCUUAUUUACAGUGAUCCUUGUAUAUUGGACCUCUUAAGGCAGGCUAGUAAUGGAGAACUUGAUCAAAACUCGAACCUUGUGAAGUCGAGUAAAAUUAAGGAAGCUACACCCUUUCUGACACUUGAGAAUAUGCUGGUUUGGAGAAAACAUCUUGAGAAAAUGCUAACAUCACAAGAAUGGAAAAACUCAUGCUUUGGAUCAUCAUUGGGAGGUAUGAGAGUCGAGGAGCUAGUGCUGAGGGACAGAACAUUCUGGACUCGAGUCGGUCUUGCUGUCAAAGGAAGCAAGCCUAUAGUUAACCUGCUUUGCUUAAUCAAUGAUGGAAACAUUGAUAUUGAUAACCCUCAAAUGGGUAAUAUCUAUGAAAGAAUGGAUGAAAUGAAGGAAAAAAUUAGGGGUGAUAUUAAGAAAUCUAACAUGUAUAUGCCUUUUUGGGAUAUAAUAGACGAGAUUUGGAACAAUAUGUUGCACUCCCCACUUCAUGCUGCAGGUCACUUUCUAAAUCCAAAGCUUUAUUACAGUAAUAAUUUUGUUGUUGAUGAUGAAGAAGUAGAGGGUGGGAUUAGGGACACUAUACACAAAAUUGUGGAUGAUGCACAAACCCAAGAAACUAUUAUGAAACAGCUGCAUCUAUAUGAAUUUGCCCGUGGAGAUUUCAAAAUUGGUUUGCGUGAAAGACACAAUGUCUCUCCAGUUGAUUGGUGGAAGCGGUAUGGGGAACGAUAUAAAGAGUUGCAACAUUUUGCAAUAAUAGUGUUAGGGGUAGCAUGUAAUGGUGCUCCUCCACCCCAUAAAUUCGGAAGAGAAGAUGUAGGGAGGUUGUUGUCAACAAGCGAAACCGAUCCAUCAUAUCUAUGGUUAGUCCAAAAGUGUUACGUAUCUUACAACCGUCAUCUAAGGGAGCUCGCAACUUAUGGUUUCAAGUUUAACAUUGAGUCUGAUGAGCCUCAUUCCGUCGAUGAUUGGAUAGCUGGUUACUACUAA
Chenopodium quinoa (quinoa) is the source of this 1872-nucleotide messenger RNA. RefSeq lists its product as uncharacterized. The record is from RefSeq and is a predicted model, not a curated record. Lineage: Eukaryota; Viridiplantae; Streptophyta; Magnoliopsida; Caryophyllales; Amaranthaceae. The transcript is spliced from 2 exons. The coding region runs from base 1 to 1872 and encodes 623 amino acids.